Gamsiella multidivaricata is the source of this 770-nucleotide messenger RNA. RefSeq lists its product as uncharacterized. The record is from RefSeq and is a predicted model, not a curated record. The transcript has 3 exons. Gene Ontology annotation, biological process: RNA processing. Gene Ontology annotation, molecular function: RNA binding. Gene Ontology annotation, cellular component: cytoplasm; nuclear exosome (RNase complex). NCBI's taxonomy places the organism in Eukaryota, Fungi, Mortierellomycota, Mortierellomycetes, Mortierellales, Mortierellaceae. The coding region runs from base 107 to 676 and encodes 189 amino acids.
UUUUUUUUCUUCUCUCUCUCUCUUAAAGACAACACUGCACCGCAUACCGCCCAUUCCUUUUUUCAACCCCACAGCAGAACAGCCGUACCUUCAUCAAUAACACAGGAUGGCAUCAGUCGCAGACGCAGUCGUGCCCGGACAGAGACUGGGGCAUGUUCAGGAAUACGCAGCCGGAGCAGGAACAUACUCGCACCAAGACUUUUUAUACGCCAGUGUUGUUGGCCUUAAACAGAUCACAAGGACAAGCGACCAUGAGUUGCCAACCAUGAGCGUGCAGCGUGAAAACACACAGUCGGCCAUGCCAGAUAUCGAUACCAUUGUCACAUGCAAAGUUGUCCGUGUGAAUCCGCGGUUUGCAGCCGUCAGCAUUAUGGUGGUCGAUGGCAAGCCCUGCACAGACGACUUUCAAGGCAUCAUCCGCGUCCAGGACGUGAGGGCAACCGAGAAGGAUAAGGUCAAGAUCUACAAUUCCUUCCGGCCAGGCGACAUUGUCCGCGCACAAGUGAUCUCACUAGGAGAUGCAAGGAGUUACUAUCUGUCAACGGCAGCAAAUGAACUGGGCGUAAUCUUUGGCACAAGCGUGGCAGGUGGAUCGCUGGUGCCUAUUUCAUGGCAGGAAAUGCAGUGCACAAAGACGAAAGCAAUUGAACCUCGAAAGUGCGCCAAACCCAUGUAGACUAUUUUUUUUUUUUCAUCAAGCACUCGCAUUAUCAAGCAUAUAAUUAAUACGAAUUCAUCCUUAACAAUAUAUUCAGAAGCUGGAUCGGCUG